Molecule: messenger RNA, 1721 nt
Organism: Dunckerocampus dactyliophorus (ringed pipefish)
Lineage: Eukaryota; Metazoa; Chordata; Actinopteri; Syngnathiformes; Syngnathidae
Product: oocyte zinc finger protein XlCOF20-like
Biological process (GO): regulation of transcription by RNA polymerase II
Molecular function (GO): RNA polymerase II cis-regulatory region sequence-specific DNA binding; DNA-binding transcription factor activity
Source: RefSeq, a predicted model, not a curated record
GGUAGUUUUACAUGGGAGGGUCAUACCUGCUAUAAUGCUGAGCAAGUAUACAGAUUUAACCAUCAACUCUUUGCGGUUCAGGAAGUAACGGGCUAGAGUGAAACAGAACUUUCUCGAAUAAAAGAGGACAACGUCAACUACUGGACGCUGUUUUCAAGAAGUCUCAAGUUGUGUUACACAGAGCAGGAGUGGAACUCCAGGAUGGAACACAUUAAAGAGGAACAGGGGGAACCACAGCCCCCCCACAUUAAAGAGGAAAAGGAGGAGCCACAGCCCUCUUACGUAAAAGAGGAAAAGGAGGAGCCACAGCCCUCCUACGUAAAAGAGGAAAAGGAGGAGCCACAGUCCUCCUACGUAAAAGAGGAAGAGAAGGAGCCACAGCCCCCCUACGUAAAAGAGGAACAGGAGGAUCAUAGCAUCAGUCAGGAGGGAGAGCAUCUUGAAGGACUGGAGGAGUUCCCGGUGGAGCCUUCAAGCAGCAGCUCAACUCAACACAUGACAACAGAAGCUGAUGGAGACCACUGUGGAGGAUCACAGGCACACAACCUCUUAGCUCCACUAUCAGAUAGUGACGACACAACGUCACACUCUCCUGACACUGAUGAUGAAGACUCUGAAGCUGAUAUGACAUGUCACACUGACAACACACGCUGGAAAUGCUCUCAAUGUGACAAAACCUUUGUUCACAAGGGAAAUCUGGAAAUGCACAAGAGACAUCACACAGGCGAGAAACCUUUCGCCUGCUCGGUUUGCGGUAAAAGAUUCAUUGCUAAGUCAAUUUUGAAAUCACACAUAAUGGUGCACACUGGAGAGAAACCUUUUCCUUGCACAGUGUGCGGUAAAAGAUUCUCUCAGCGGUCACGUUUGAAACUUCACACAAGAGUGCACACUGGGGAGAAACCUUUUCUUUGCACGUUGUGUGGUAAAAGCUUCAAGGAAAAAUGUGCUUUAAAAAAACACACAAGAGUACACACUGGAGAGAAACCAUUUACUUGCAUGGUGUGUGGUAAGCAUUUUUCCCAGCAGUCAUAUUUGAAAGUUCACACUAGAGUACACACCGGAGAGAAACCUUUUCCUUGCAUGGUGUGUGGGAAAAGGUUUUCUCAAACAAGUGUUUUAAAAACACACACACGAGUACACACCGGAGAGAAACCGUUUCCUUGCACGGUGUGCGGUAAAAGAUUUUCCCAGCAGUCACAUUUGAAAGUUCACACUCGAGGACACACUGGAGAGAAACCUAUUCCUUGCAUGAUGUGUGGUAAAAGAUUCGAUAAUCAAAGUACUUUAAAAAAGCACACAAGAAUACACACUGGAGAAAAACCAUUUGCUUGCACGGUGUGUGGUAAAACAUUCACUCAGCAGUCACAAGUGGAAGAACACACAAGAAUACACAUUGGAGAGAAACCUUUUUCCUGUGCAGUUUGUGGUCAAAGGUUCUCUAAGAAGAUAUCCUUGAUAGGACACACAAGAACACACACGGGAGAAAAGUUUUCUUGUUCAAUGUGUGGUCAGCGAUUCACAAAUAGUACAAACUUGACUGAACAAAGAAGAAUCCACACUGGAGAGUAAGACAGUAUUACUCUUUAAAAAACUAAAGUUGUGCAAAAGAACGACUUUUAACGUUGCUCACUGACAUGAUGAUGAAAUGUCUGCAAUGUUUGUUUCAUUUAUCACAUUUAUGAAGACACUUUUCUUCUUUAAUAAAAGAAACGCACACAAGG